CACGUCGCGUCAGUCGUCGUGUACGUGUACGCGCGCGUGUUUGCCGCUCUACAAACUGCACCGGACCGGUGGUGCGCGCGUGUUGUUGUGUGCGCGUCAAUCGUCUACUGCAUACACACACGCACUAUAAUAUACGUGUAUAGGUACACCGAACACCCGCCACCCCGAUCACCACCGCCACCCCAAUCAUCACCUCCACUACCCUCUAAUUCACUCCGCACACGCCGUUAUCACCACCACCGCCACCACCACCGACGCCGACUCCACCACUACCCGCGACGACCGCGGUUUCCGCAACCGAAUCGCCGCCGCACCACCUGAUGGAUCCGCGCCGGACCGUGUAACUGCCGUGGUGCGACACACGGCGACCGCGACGACACCGACACCGCGCCGCUCGCGCACCGCUUGUUUCGCUGACACGACCGGCACCUACGACAUUAUCGUCGCUGUCGUCGUCGUCGUUGUCGUCGUCGUCGUCGUCGUCGUCCAACCGUCGACUCGCCGGCCGCCACACUUCGUCGCGGUAUCAUAUACCGCGACGUGCGACGACCGUGGUCUCAGCGUCCCGUUCGAAUAUCUUCUUCUGGUGUGCGGUUGUCCCACUGCAGGAUAUAUCGCUUUAAAACAGUACAGGACUGCGAGUCCAUCGCCAUGUUGCGCUUCGAAGCAUGUAUGUCAUCUUCCCGGCGGACGAAGUCGUACAGCUGUCAUUCGGUCGACCCGCAACACGUCAGCGUCAACAGCAGCGGUCCGGUCAACGUUGCUAUUGCGACCAACACCGUACUGUCCCAGUCGUGGAUGGCGGUAACAAACUCUUAAGAGAAGAUCAACAAAUGAACCCAAUGGCCUCAGCGAUGGGUGAUGACCUAUCGCUCAGGGACCUUACGCAUCCGGCACUGAAUGACUCCUUGAAAACGCACAAUGCCGCCACAUUCAAGCUCGUCAAAACAGUGUCCGAUUUCACGCAAGAGUUGUCCCAAAUGUACGAACAACACGCAGCCGAGCUGCAACUGCUAGUCACGAAUUUCCGAAAGAAAAACACCGAUCUCAGAAAAGACAGGCCCUCAUUCCCUAGCCAAUUAUUCUACACGUGGGAAAUGUUCCUGCAAGAGGUGGAAACGGACUCGAAGUCAAUCAGUGACGUAGCUAGUGUACUCGGUCGACAAAUUUCUAGGCCGCUUUUAGAUAGGUCGUUCUAUCGAAAAGUACAAUCACGUAAAGUAUUCAGCCAAAGAGACUCGUUGGAAUUGAUCUUGCAAAAGUCUGAAGAUAAACUAUCAAAGUGCAGAGAAGAUUAUAAACGUUCUUUCCUUGCCCAGCUGUCAUCUCCAAACAGCUCAGCAUCCCUAUCUUCGUACCUCGACGCCCACAAUGCCUACGUCACUCAACUGCAUGCCACCAACGGUAUGGUCGACCAGUAUAACCAAUAUGUACUACCACAACUCUUACAGGAAUUAGAAGACGUUUACUCGGACUUGUGUAUGUCCCUGUCGGACGCGGUUCUCCAAGGAUCCGACGUCAUAUACAACAAGUCCAGUGAUCAGUCGAAGAGAUACAACGCUCUGGGAUCCCAAUGUCGACAGCUGACACCUGGUUCGGAUUUGGUCGCGUUCGCCCGAUCCCUAACACCACUGCCCACCACACCGCACCCGUCGCAGCGGACCCGAAGCUAUUGUCCGCCACAAGCUCCGGCGGACACCGAGGGAAUGAUCUUGGAACCCGGGGUCACGGAGGCCAUAGCACAGCUGGCGUUAAAAAACGAACUGAUUGUCGACAGACUGGCCAGCUUGGACGUGCGAGCAGGAUACGACACUAUAAGAGCGGAAUUGAUGGACCUCGAGUCUCAGAUGAAACAGAUACAAGAUUCGGUGGAAACGUUUAAGCGCUUACAACAAAGGAGCCUGGAACAGUCGAUGUUCAGCAAGGCGAAUGAACUUCAAGAGGACAUCAGCAUCAAGAGAUUCGAAUUUCGCACCGCGCAAAUGCACCUGGCGGCCGUCAAGUCGCAGAAAGAUCUGUUCGCAUCCAAGCUAGAAGCGACCGAAUCGAACGCACGAGAUAGGAAACUAUCGUCGUCGUCCAGUGGCAGCAUGAAAUCCAAAUGGUUAAAGGCCAUCAAGAGCCUGAAGACAACCAGUGGGCCGACCAACAACAAUACGACACAAAAGGAUGAAAAGAAACACCAAAUGUACCACGCGGUAUCGACCAUAAUUGCAAUGAGGAAAACCGGGCGUGACGGAAACCCACAGUUCUCGGCCAACACGGAAACGGCGCACCAGUUCCAAGAGUACACGUAUAAGAAAAUUACACCGUGCGAUUUUUGUUCGCAAGUACUUAGAGGGCACACCAGACAAGGUCUCAAGUGUCGGGUGUGCAAGAUGAACGUGCACUUGGACUGCCAGGAGAAAGUCACCACCCGGUGUCAGGUGAAGUCACGGCUGUUGCGCCGACAGAAGUCUACGUCGGAGAUCGAGACGAAGAUGGCGGCAAUGAACGUGGCGGGCCGCGACGACGAUGAAGUAAUUCCCGGUGCGGACGGCGGCGGUGGUGUUGGCGGUGCCGGCGUUGGUGGUGCUGGUGGAGGAGGUGGUGGUGGUGGAGGUGGCGUUGGAGGUGGUGGAAGUGGCGGCGGUGGGGGCAGUGGUGCAAGCGGCGGCCUCCAGCUGCAACUGGACGGCGCGGGACAACCGGUCGACCAGGUGUACCAGGUGUUGAAGCAGGCCGGCGAGAUCCGCACGUCGCCCAGACCGGGCGGCGGGCCUUCCGGUUCACGGCAGCAACAACAGAUGGCCGUCGGCGGGCCGCCCACUGAACCACUGCCCAGAUCGUCGCCAUCGCAGCAGCAACAGCAGCAGCAGCAACAACAGCAACAGCAGCAGCAGCACCCGCAGCAGCACCUGCAGCACCCGAACAGUUUAGGUAGACCGGGAACCACGCUGAACGUCACGUCGCCGCCAAUCGCGUCCAGCUCAGGCCAGACCACCUGCUAUACUCAGGGACAAGACAAGCAUUUUUGGACUCGAUCAGUCCCUACCGCUCCGCACAGCCCUCGUCGACCGAAACUCAAUUCGCGCAUGAAGAGCUUUUCACUGGACUCGUCGGACACCGCGGAACAAGCGCAAAGGCGACGGAUGGGCAGCAGUGGCAACGGCAGUGGCGGCGGUGGCAGCGGCAGCAGCACCGGACUACAACAGCAGAUGGAAAGCUACUCGAAUCCUUCGUCCUCGUCCAGAUUGCAAUCUCCGUCUAGCCCGGUGCACAACCGGCGUCUACUGUCCACCAGGACCAUACGGAUGAGCUCCGUCGAGUUACCCGACGACAACGAUAAAUCACUGUCGUCGGCAAGUACGUCUCCGUGCCCGUCGCCGGUGAGAUAUUCACAAAAACCGCACAGGCUGUUACCGAAUAAUCUCUAUGUGGUGCUGUACAAUUUCAAAGCCCGCCGGGAAGACGAACUGGAUUUGAAGGCGGGAUACAAGGUCACAGUUAUCGACACAUCGGACCCGGCCUGGUGGAAGGGUAAAUGUUUCGGUCGCGUUGGUUACUUUCCGUACAAUUACGUGACCAAAGUGCAGCCAGGUGAGAGGCCGUGGCAAGUCACAAUCAAUUUACAGGUGUUGGACGUUGACAAUAAUCCACUCACAUUGCUGAGAGACCAGAUCGUUAUCCAGAUCGGCGAAGGACCAGACGGCUCAGUAAUGAUCAGAAACGCAGAGAACAAACAGGGCAUGUGCCCGGUGAAGUUUCUGCAGGAGGUGUGACAAUCGGGUGAGCGAUACGUGACGCAUCGCUUCUCUAUGUCUCGACGUCCUUUCUUGAGCCCCUCUUUGCCCUCGGACUACGAGAGAUACGACGACGACCGGCCUUACGGCCGUCGACAUUCCAACUCGCAGAACCGACCGCUGUUGGUGAUCGGUCAACGUUGAAACAAUCCGCGACGCCGAAUUAUACACACACACACACACACACACAUUCAUACAAAUACUCACAUUUACACACACACACACACACACACACACACACACACACACAUACGCACACGUAUUUUAUAUAUAUAUAUAUUAUUAUUGUAUACAAACACAUAAGCAGGUACCGCGAUUCUCUAUACCCCUCGACAGCCUCCUCGAACAACCCCCUCGCGACUGAGGAAACUAGCCCACUCACCCACUCUCACCAGCAAACUACUACCGGAGUUGUUAAAUUACACACCCUCCACCCGUCUCGCUCUCUACUUUGUUGUGUACAACACAAAUAUAUAUUAUUAUAUAUUUACGCCGACGAGACUCUACGAAAAUAUAAUAAUUCACCGUGUUGUGCCUGCUCGUUGUGCUUGUUUGUGCGGCGUGUAUGGCGUGUGUGUGUGUUGUUGUUGUUGCUGUUAUUACUUAUCCAAUCGAUUUAUAGAAAACUGUAUACCCUCUUCAUAUUCGUGCCACCACUAUAUUAUAUUAUGUUCUAUAACCCAUUCGACGACUCAUCUUCAUACCCACACACAUAUAUACGUAAAAAUUAUAUUUUAUACGCGAACAUACAUAAUAAUAACAAUAUAAAUAUUAUAUUAUGUAAACAAAAAUUACGACCAAUUUUCUUGAAAAAAAAAAAAAUUAAACGAAAAAAAAUGUAUUAUUCUAGCAUGUUAUUAUAAAUAUGAUCUCUCUGUAGUAACAUAAUAAUAUAUUUUAGUCUGCAGAGAAAAUCGCACUCGUACGCGUGUGUAAAAUCAUGAAACAUAAUCAUUUUGUAAGCCUAAAACAGUAUUUUAACGUUAUAUUCAUACAAUUAUAUAUUAUAUCAUAUUAAUUAUAUAUAUAUUAUAUUUGUAUAACGGCCUAGAUUUGGAUUGUGCUUUACAGGCUGUUCACACUUAUAAUUUUUUAUUUUUUUUUUUUUUUUUAUUAAAGAAAUAUUAACAAAACAUAUUAUUAUCUCAACCAGGCACUUAGGUGUUUACCUAAUAUUAUUGGCUAUAAUAAUCGUUUAGCUAUGCUAUGUGUAAAUUACAUUUUGUCGUACGCUGAGCUAUAUAUUAUAUAUACAUAUAAUAAUAAUAUAUAUAAUGUUAUUUCGUGGUUAAAACUAUUAAUAAUAAUAAUAAUAAUAAUAUAUAUAAAAAAAAAUUAUAUAUACAUUAUAUUAUACCUUACGCUGAGUAAUACUUUUUGUCCGACACUCGUUUCCGUUAUGGACAUGGAGGUACUAUACUAUAUUAUAUUAUCUAAUAAUAAUAUAUAUUAAAUUUAAAAAAGUUUUUGAAAAAUAAAAAUAUUUAUAUAUUUAGGGUAUCUCGCGCGUCCCCGCCUUGACCCAAAUUAAGUUUUAAAAAACAAUCUUCGACUGCUGUCUAUAAUAUUAUAAAUGUGUAAAUGCAUGUUAUAUAAUAUUAUAUUAUACAUAUAUAUUAUAUUGGUAAUUCCGGAAUAAUGUAUUUACAAUAAUAAUAAUACGCUACUAUCCACCCGCUGACUUUUGAGCUUUUGAUACCCGUCCACACCACACAUUCACUCACACACACACACACACACACACACAUAUGUUCACGAACGUCCGAAACAAUUAUAUUAUUAAGAGUGAUCUGUGUAUAAAGUUUAUUUUUUCUGUCGUGCCGAGAAACAUUUAUAAUGAUACUAAUAUAUUUUACCAUACCAGAAAAAAAAACAAAAACCCGUGAUUCUUAUAUCCACCAUGUUUAAGUAUUAUAUUUACAUAAUAAUAUAUAUAUAAUUAAAUAUAAACAAUGCUGUCCUCCACAUAUACCUACUAUAGGUAUUCAACUAAACGAAAUAUGAGUACAACUAUUCAAGUAUAAUAUAACAUAAAAUCCGAACAUUUUUCACUCGUUUUCGACGAACAGUGAUUGUUAUUGUAACGCGUGACUAGAGAAGAUAACUGAUCUUCGCUUUACACUCGACCUAAUCAAUCGACAGGCAUACGUGUUGUACCUAUCCAUCACAGGCAUGCUCAGACAUGUUUGGCAGACAGGGCUUUACAACUAUUCCACGUGACUACCAUCCUGCUUCCCUAUAUAGCGAAUAAAUUCUAAAAUAUAUCCUUCUAUUUAGAUAACUACAUAACUCACCACCAGAAAAUAAGAUUUUGUGACACGUAAAUUAUCCAUAUCGAGAUACAAAUGAUCUCUUACUAUAAAACUAAACGUGAUUGACAAUAUAUAAUGUGCUAUCCUGCAAAUUGUAAGAUUGAUUAGGAGUGAUAUAGAGUGUACAACACUUUUAGUGUUAUGAGCAUACGAGAUUAUAAUAAAUCUUUUAACUCGAUAUUUUUGUACUCUUAUAUGAACAGAUUUCCCACAUUAGCGAGCAUUGUACCGCUUUUGAUAACUUCGUCCCCCUUUUUAAACGGUCCAUAAACAUAAAACAACCAUAAACACCUCAAAUGAUUUUUAAUUAAUUCUUAAUACGUUUAGUUUAUCAUUUAUUGUUACUUUUAUACUGUAACUUUAACUAUAAUAAUAUUAAUGUUAGGAAUCGGUUUUAGAGUAGGCAACAACGGUUAGUAAAAGGGUUAAGCAAACGUACAAAUCUUCACGCUAAAAACAAUCUAAUCGACGAAUAUUAUAAUCAGGACUAUGAAUUUAACGCAUUAAAAAUUUUUUUAAACAAACAUAUUGUGUAUGAAAUUUUAACAACAUUUUCUAAAACAAUUGUCUCUUAAAUCUAGAAAAUAUUUUUAUUCACAUAAUUUCAUUAGGUACUUUAAAAUAUCAAUUUCCAAUGAUACCAUUUGCCAAUAGCAUUAGGUAGGUACGUGGAAUUUUUGAAGUAAAAUUUCUUUACAGAAGGUACGAAUAAAAAACCAUCACGGUUGACUGUCACGACACGAUAGAUAAUGGCAUAAUGGUCAAUACCAUGCGCUAUAUCAACCACAUGUUUGCGGUAUCGAUUCAUGUCUGGGACACCUACUUUUUUGCAUUUUUUCUGAUAUAGGUAUUUAUUAUUUUUUUAUACAAAACAAACAAUAGAAACGUGUAUGUUUCGUGUACGGUACUUGUCGGCCGUCACGUGACGAUUUUUUCCGUACCCUCUGUAAAAAAGUUUCACUUCAUCCGUGCACACAUAUAUUAUAAAAAUCGGUAUUUAUAUUCAGUAAUAACCGGAAAACAUCAAUGACAACAUCUACAAUCUAAAAAUAUUUUAUCUCCGAGUAGAAUAUUCAACAAACACCAUCCUUCUUAGAAUUAACUUUUACCCAUAAAAUAAAAACCUCCCCGGAGCAAUCACGAUUGUCAAAUGGUCGAGAAAAAAAUUGUUAGUAGGUACUCGCAGACAAAUUUAAAAAUACGCAAUUUAAUAUAGGUUUUAAGACCUGAAAUAUUCAAAAAUGUGCUUUAUUAUAAUUUUUUUCUACAUAAAGAGUAUUAUAGGUUGAUAGUUCUAAAUAAAUAUCGGCCCAAACUUGAUUCCGUGACCCUGUAGUGGUUAGGAUUAGGUAAUAUCUGGUUAGCCAUAGCCCUGGUUAUUGGCUAAAACGUAACAAUAUCAUACAUAUUAUACCUGAUAUACUAUUAUAUUGUUAUAAUACAUUUCACAUCGAACACAUUUUCUAGCCACGAAUUAUGCGUGUGCGUAUGGCCGCAUAAUAUUUGCUUCCACCGUUGGUAACAUUUAAAUAUUGUUUAAUUAUUUUGUAAAUUACGACUAUAUAAACAACGCAAAUCGUUUUUCAUUUUCGUUUUCGCGUUAAUUAUACUUUUAACGAUCAAAUUGUGGAUGUUAUAAAAGCAUCAAACACAACCCCCUACCAAUAUAAUAGUAUAAUAGUAAUAUAAUAUUAUGCAUAACUCUAUUACAUACGUCCAAACGAUAUUUUAGUAUAUUAUAAAAGCGGUGCCCACAGUAGCGUAUAAUAUAUUAUUUUGUAAUGUUAUAUAUCAUGCGUAGGUAUCUAUAACGUGUCUAUGUGUUAUUUACUACAAUAUUAUUUUAUACGCAUAUAGGUGUACUUAUAAUAUGUAUUAUAAUAUUAUCGUGCGCAGCAGUCACUCUCACCUGAACAUUGUAUACCACGUUACCUAUAUAAAAAAAAAAUAUGCUUUCGUUUUAUAAAAUAUAUAUAUAUAUAUAUUAUUAUAAAAAUUAAUUGUUUAAGAAAAAAAACGCUAAUGCCGCAUAACAUAAAAUAUGUAUUGUAUAUUGCAUUAUGAUGAUAAUAUAUAAUAUUAUGUAUUAUUCGUUUGUACUUGUUUAUUUUAUUAUAAUUAUUAUAUUUUUUUUUAAAUUCUGUUUUUACGUUAAAAUAUUAUAUUGUGUUAAAAUGUUUUUUUCUCAUGUACAUAAUAUAAUAUUAUUAAUAUAAGAACCGCGUACGAUUCGGCCGCACGAGAUACGUGAUGUGGUUUCAUUCUCCGGCGGCCGUCGUCGACUCAUAUGUUAUUAUAAAAUAUAGGUUAUGUAUAUUAUAAUACGUCAUUAUUUAUACGCCUAUUAAAUAACAAUAUUAUAUACUAUAAUAUUAUAUGUAUUGUACACUUACUCGCCGCCCUUCCACUUGUGAGCUUUCGGUGCACGCGUACCGUCCACAUAAUAUAUUACCAGCUGUAAUGUGGGAGUUUCGCGUGCGCCGCGAUAAAUGUCUUAGAAAAUUGUAAUUGAAAAAUGUUUUUAAAAUUAAUAUAGGUAUAAUAAUAAUAAUAUAUAAUAUAUAAAAAAUAUGAUUAUGAUCAUAAUAAUAUUAUAAUGUGGUAUUCUCGUGAAUAUGAUAUUUGAUGAAAACAAUAAUAUAUAGAAGGUAUAUAAUGCCUAUACCGAUAUACCCGAUACGGACGAGCGUUAAUUAAAAUUUAUGUAAUAAUAUAAUAUAAGUCUAUAAGUAUAGAAAUCACUCAUUUUAUUUUUCGCUUCUUAUUUUUCACCCGUCGCCCGGAAAUACCUAUCGAAACGGCGGACGUGUGCCAACGUGAAUAUUUCCGCACACGAAAUAAGAAAUAGUCCGAUUCGGAAACAGACAAACUGCGUACGUGCGUGAAUACCCGCAGGAUCGGCGGAAGGAGGAUUGCGUAGGGUAAAAUUGUGAUCAAAAAUCGAUUUUUUUUUUUUACGCCCAUAAUGAUAAUAAUAAUUAAAAUUAUAACUUUAAUAAUAAUAUGUAAUUUGUUACACGAUCGUUAUUGUUCAUUUAUGGAAUAUAAUAUUAUAUUAUAUUAUAUACUUACGUAUAUUAUAUGUACACGUAAAUAUUAUUAUUAUUAUUAUUACUAUUAUUAUUUGUAUGAUUGUAUGAUUUGUAUUAUUUUAAUUAGAUGUAUGAUAUAUAUAAAUUAUAUAUAUAUUUUACACACAAACACACAUAAACACACACACACACACACGUGUUAACGAUUGUAAAACCUAUUUGUUAAAUGUAUAAUAAUAAUUUAUGUAAUGAUUAUAUAUUAUAUAUAUAAUAUGAUAUAUAUAUAUUGUGAGAUACGGCAAACGUUGCACUCAGUAAAUUUACACGUUGAUGAUUUAUAAUAAUAUUAUGUUAAUAAAAUAUAUUAUAUAUGUUAAACACGAUAA
Molecule: messenger RNA, 9512 nt
Organism: Metopolophium dirhodum (rose-grain aphid)
Lineage: Eukaryota; Metazoa; Arthropoda; Insecta; Hemiptera; Aphididae
Exons: 22
Coding region: 669-3761 (1030 amino acids)
Biological process (GO): positive regulation of protein localization to plasma membrane; skeletal muscle contraction; positive regulation of voltage-gated calcium channel activity
Cellular component (GO): extrinsic component of cytoplasmic side of plasma membrane
Molecular function (GO): protein binding
Source: RefSeq, a predicted model, not a curated record